UUCUCCUAAUACGAAUAAGGUCAAGUAUCCAUUUUGGUAUGGGGGUGCUGCAAGUAUGAUAGCAUGCUUGGUAACGCAUCCAUUGGACCUUGCUAAAGUCCGUUUGCAGACAGCCACUAUUCCAGGACAAUCUUUAAUAUCUAUGAUUUACCAAAUUAUAAGCAAGGAAGGAUUUUUCAAAAUCUACUCCGGUUUGACCGCUUCCCUAUUAAGGCAGGCAACAUAUUCAACUACUAGAUUUGGAGUCUAUGAAUUUCUCAAAGAAAAAUAUGUUGAUAUGACAGACAACCCUAAGCCAUCGACAGCUGUAUUGCUUCCUAUGUCUAUGACUGCAGGUGCUUUGGGAGGUUUGGUUGGUAAUCCUUCUGAUGUCGUUAACAUCAGAAUGCAAAAUGAUUCAACUUUGCCAGUAGAGCAAAGAAGAAAUUAUAGGAAUGCAUUUGACGGUAUCUACAGAAUUUGCAAAGAGGAAAAUCCUGGCUCCUUAUUCAGAGGGUUGGCUCCCAAUUUGGUUCGUGGAGUCUUGAUGACAGCUUCUCAAGUCGUUACUUAUGACAUAGCUAAGAAUCUCCUUGUGGAUCAUGUUCAUCUUGAUCCGACCAAAAAAUCCACUCAUUUCAGUGCAUCAUUGUUAGCAGGUUUAGUUGCAACAACUGUUUGUUCACCUGCGGAUGUAGUAAAGACAAGAAUUAUGAACGCCAAGGGUACUGAUGGUAAUCCAAUUACAAUUUUGACUUCGGCUGUGAAGAAUGAAGGAGUGGGCUUCAUGUUUAGAGGCUGGUUGCCAUCGUUUAUUAGAUUGGGGCCACAUACAAUUGUUACUUUCUUGGCUCUUGAACAACUAAGAAAAUACAAAUUGGGAAUGUGAAGUAAAGGAGACUUGCCAGUUGUUUAUUUUCAUACAUUGCAUAGGUAUUAUAGAGAAAUAUAUUCAUUUGAGAGACCUU
Molecule: messenger RNA, 947 nt
Organism: Scheffersomyces stipitis CBS 6054
Lineage: Eukaryota; Fungi; Ascomycota; Pichiomycetes; Serinales; Debaryomycetaceae
Gene: DIC1
Exons: 2
Coding region: 56-868 (270 amino acids)
Biological process (GO): thiosulfate transport; succinate transmembrane transport; phosphate ion transmembrane transport
Molecular function (GO): oxaloacetate transmembrane transporter activity; malate transmembrane transporter activity; sulfate transmembrane transporter activity
Source: RefSeq, a predicted model, not a curated record